AUGCGAAAGGAGAAGGAGGUGGAGUUCGAGCGGAAGAAGAAAGAAGACGAACAGGAAAUGGAGCGGAAGCGGGACCUGAUCCGGCAGAUUCGUGCACUGGAAAAGGUUCCUGUGGAGAAGUACAAGAUGUUUGAUCCUGCAGAGCCACCCUGCCAGGGCUUGCUCGACGAGAUGUCCCUCGCGGAGCUCAAAGAACGGCUGCGGAUCGUUCAAUCGCACCGUGAAAAGGAGCUCGACAUUAAACGUGAGAGGCAACUGGCCAGGAAGGUGGAAAAGCAGGAAGAGCUCACGGAGAAGGCUGAGAUGCUGGCGAAGGUCCGUGAAAGAGCUCGAGAGGAACAGCAGCAAAGACAUGAGGAGAUUCGGAGGCAAAAGAUUUUGGAGGAGGAGCAGAAGCAGAGGCAUCGUGAGCAGUGCAUCACUGAGGUGGCGCAGAAGCUUCAGCUGAAAAAGCGGCAAAAGAAGGAGGAGGAGCAACGUCUGAAGUUGGAGCUCAAGGAGAUCGCCACCAAACGUCAGUUCUUGGCCGCCAGCGCGGAGCAGGUUGAGGCGAAAGCACAUGCCGAGCAGCAAGCAGGUUUAGAUCGAGAAGCCAUGAAGAGACAGAAGGUCACCUUGAUCGAGCAGCGGAAGAAGAAUCAGACCAAGGUGGCUGCAGUGCAACAACGCAGAGAUAACCAGGAGCACGAGAUCGAGGAGUAUCAACAGAUGCAGCAGACCGUCACCGCUCGGGUGGAGCGCGCGAAGGCGGCUGAUCUGGUGCUGAAGCAGGAGAUCCUCCAGUCGGUCCAGUCCGCAAGGAAUAUGCAGAGACACACGGCCAAGAAGAAUGUGGCUGAGAUUGGGCACAGCGCCAAUGCAUAUAUGAAGAGGAUCCAAAACCGGAUGGCUACUUCUUGCUGA
Durusdinium trenchii is the source of this 903-nucleotide messenger RNA. NCBI's taxonomy places the organism in Eukaryota, Dinophyceae, Suessiales, Symbiodiniaceae. The record is from the annotation of a GenBank genome assembly.